Messenger RNA from Cryphonectria parasitica EP155, 177 nucleotides. RefSeq lists its product as uncharacterized. The transcript has a single exon. Lineage: Eukaryota; Fungi; Ascomycota; Sordariomycetes; Diaporthales; Cryphonectriaceae. The record is from RefSeq and is a predicted model, not a curated record. The annotation marks the transcript as partial.
CAGAAUACUAAGAAUAUAUUCGAUUUCUUUAAGAGCUUCAAAAAAGCUCUCAAAAAAACCUUUGAUAAUCCCAACGAAGAAUGCAUUACAGCUCAGCAGCUUAUAAAUCUCAAGCAGACUAAGUUAGCUUCUGCUUAUAUAGUUAGAUUCAAGCAGCUCUUAGCAAGACUUCCGUAG